CUGGGUGAACCUACUAAUACUAAUUAUUAAUAAAAUUUACUUGAUUUAUUGAUUUUCCUAAAGUCAAAAUUCUAAAUAUUAAUUUAAUUGGGUUUUCCGCAUUAUGUAUUCAGUAGUUAAUAUCCUGACUUAAAUUGUUUGAUAUAGUUAUAGCUACGGUAAAUAAGGAAAUUGGAUAGUGUAAUAAUCACUAAACCGUUCUACUGAAUUACAUUUUUAAGAAACAAGAUGUCUCACAAACCAACGCCAUAUAGUCCAAACUUCCCAUCUAGUCAGGGUUAUGCUCCACCAGCAGAAGGGGGAAAAUCAAAUGAAAGCUACCCUAUGAAUCCACAAGUUGGGUAUCCAGGACCACCACCUUCGCUACCCCCAGGAGCUCAACCAUUACCAGGAAUGCAGCAUGGAUUCCAACCAGGUUUCCAGCCUGGCUUUCAACCUGGAUUUGUGCCUGGUUUUCAGCCAGGAUAUGCUCAAGCACAUCCUGGAUAUCCACACCCACAGCCUGGUUAUCCACAACCACAACUGGGAUAUUCACCUACACCAAUUGUUCAACAGCCUGGGCCAGGCCAAGCUCCAGGUGGAUGGAUGACUAUACCGCAAGGACUCAGCAACUGUCCUCCUGGUUUGGAAUACCUAUCUUUGAUUGACCAAUUACUUAUACAUCAAAAGGUGGAACUUCUAGAGGCGUUUGUUGGUUUUGAAACAAACAAUAAGUAUACAGUUAAAAAUGCAAUGGGACAAAAAGUAUAUUAUGCUGUUGAAGAUAAUGAUUGUUGCACAAGAACUUGCUGUGGGCCAAUACGUCCAUUUGAUAUGAAAAUCAUGGACAACUUUCAGAAUGAGGUUAUUCACCUAAAUCGCCCUUUAGCAUGCGAUUCUUGUUGGUGUCCGUGUUGGUUACAAAGCAUGGAAGUAACUUCGCCUCCUGGUACCGUCAUUGGCUCCAUUGAACAAGAGUGGUCAAUCUUCAAGCCCUGCUACGUCAUAAAGAACGCCACAGGAGAAGUUGUACUUAAAAUCAAAGGGCCUGUCUGUACGUUUUCUAUCUGUGGAGAUGUAAAGUUUAAUGUUUAUUCCAAAGAUGGUGAGACCAAAGUCGGGAAAAUUACCAAACAGUGGUCGGGUUUGGCCCGUGAAGCCUUCACCGAUUCAGAUUAUUUCGGCAUCACGUUCCCAAUGGAUUUGGAUGUCAGGAUAAAGGCAGUGCUGCUUGGAGCAUGUUUUUUGAUUGACUUUAUGUUCUUCGAAAAGUCCGGAAAUCAAGAACUAGAUCGGCCCGGUAUGCUGUAAGUUGACUCGUGGUUUUAAUGCGAUCACUGCGAUACAAGUUUCUUUUGGCACUGAGCUUUUGUUAAAUGACGCGGACUUAACCUUGUAAAAUGGUGUUCUGAUAACAAAGAAUAUUUUUAAGUGCCAAGAAUCCUUGUAUGAUUGUAUUUUUAUAUUAAUACUUAUAUGUUAGCCAUAUAUAUCACAAAGGCUUGCUUCUAUUAACAAAUGUUAUAGCCAUUUUGUUUCGUUUUUUUUAUAUUUGAUCUUUAAUGGAAAGUAAAUAUAAGCAUUUUCCUUUUAGUAUUUAAGAAUUUUGUGAUUUUCAUUUGUUCUACUAUGAAUCUAUUUUAAUAAUGAUUUUGUAUUACUUCGUAUUAUUUACAUAAGUAUUUAAACGCACUCAAAGAAUCUCAAUUUGUGAAUUUCAGUUCAGUUUUAAAAUCUGGUUAAGUUUAACGGUUUGACUUGAGAUGCGUUGAUGCCUAAAAUACGUAAUUUAUGGUCUUUUAAUAAUAGCGGUUGACACAACAAGAGAAAGAGCCAAAACAGUACGUAAGUUAAAAGAGUGUAAUUAUACUGAUUUGGUUUCCAUUCAUAUGGGAGUUCAUCUUAUCUCACCGAAGUAUAUAGCUGGAUUUUUUAAACAAAACCUUGGAAAGUACCCUAGAGUAAAUACAUUUCAAUUUUCCUAAGAAACACAUGACGUGUGCCAUAAAUGUACGUAAAGCCUGCCUAAUGUCGUAAUAGUGGUUCCAUCGGGCUAUAAGACUUACCUUCCUAAGUAAGAUUUGCUAAGUAUUACAAAUCAAAACCUCAUUUGAUAAAACAAAACGGCAAUGAAUUUCAAAAAUAUAUAACUUAGUUGAUUUAUGUUUGUAGUACAUAUUUAAUAUGAACAACCAAAUGCUCUAAUUUUUUGUAACUGUUACGGAUUUAUGCCGAUAUAAUCAAAUCAAAUAAAAUUGCAUUAAAUUAAAACUCGCUCUCUAUGGUAUUUUUCGUCCAGGUGGUGAUAGAAAAUUCCACCCUAUAUACCAAUGCUCCCUUAAAUGUUCAUGGCACUAUAUUAGAGAUCUUAUGUCUAAUCCUUGAAGUGAUCCACAUAAAUGUAACAAAACUUGUUUGUACGUGAGAAAUACCACCUAUUCAUAUAAUAUAAACGAGUAACAUAUGCUGUUUUUAUUAUGUACUUAUUUGUCAUUACGAUAAAAACAGAUAGAUCUAAUGGCCUACCAAGACUAUUACGAUUGUUUCGUCAAGUUUGUCACCGUGAAUACUGUAUUAACAAUUUGAGCGCUCGAUUUUGCAUAAAAGUUGUACAACUUAUAUUGUAUUCAUAGAGCGCUGCUCAGAUUUUUCAUACAAAUUUCUAUCGUUAUUACGUAGUCGACUUUAAGAAAUACAGUUUUAGUAAAAACGGCGUUAUAAGUCUGUUUGUUUUUCUUGGAUUUUUGUUACCGUAAUUUGGGUUAAAUCUUAUUAUUAUUCAAUGAUCCUAUUAACAAGAGGAGAUAAUUUUUCAUGAGAAAUGAGGCUUAUAUUCACUAGAAAUUUUAACUUGAAUAUUUUUUUAACUCUGUGAUAUUGAUUUAAGAAAUUGACAAAACCAAACUCAUUUCGGCAUUUACAAACUUUUUUAAUGAUUUAUAGAAAUGGUUGUUUGGUUUAUUUAACAUUUAUUUUAAUCUAUCCCUGUGCUUGAUAUUAAACCUAGAUAUAGUCAAUGUACAGGAAAACGGCACAAUAUAAACAUAUUUAUACAUGUUUGUACCCAAGUCAAUAUUAUUCUAUAAUGCACAAUAUUGUCUCAUAUUUAUAUGUUCUGUAUUAAAUACGUCUUGAUAGAAUUUUUUAUGCCUCUGAUAUUCGGAAUUAUACUAUUUAUUAUGUAAUAAAAUAUAACCGCUAAUUUUGUACUCAAUGAAGAAGCAUAUAAGUUUGAUAUGAGUGCCAAAAAUUAUAUUUUGUCUUAAUUAUACAUCUACAAAGACUAAGAUAAAUGUAUACUUAUGCACGUCUCUGUACUGCUUUAAAUUUAAACCGUUGCGACGAACUAUGGUUAGUAAUAGUCAGUGUGAUUGUUAUUGCAUAUUAAUUAUUAUUUAUAAUUUUGUUAAAUGUUCAUAUUAUUGAAUAUCUUUUAACUCAAAAGUACUCUUGGAUUGUAUUCUUGCAUAUACCGGACAUUACGGCGAAACACGUCGUGAUGUCUACAUUCUGACCUUUUAUAAUUUUUAUAAGAAUUAGUAAUAUUUAAUUGUAUUGGUGCUAAUAAUUUCCUAUUGAAGUGUUAUUUCUUGUCAAAAUGCAUUUUUUUAUAUAAAAUAUUCUAGUAAUUUACAAUGUAUGGGUGUGUUUCUUGGAGACGACUAAGUGAAUUAUUGUCAAUCUAAAAUAUAAAUUUAGAAUAGCUGAAAGACGCCCAUAUUGUACGCUUUGUAAGACUUCAAUAAAACAGUGUAUCUUUU
Molecule: messenger RNA, 3740 nt
Organism: Pieris brassicae (large cabbage white)
Lineage: Eukaryota; Metazoa; Arthropoda; Insecta; Lepidoptera; Pieridae
Gene: scramb1
Product: phospholipid scramblase 1
Exons: 6
Coding region: 229-1290 (353 amino acids)
Biological process (GO): plasma membrane phospholipid scrambling
Cellular component (GO): plasma membrane
Molecular function (GO): phospholipid scramblase activity
Source: RefSeq, a predicted model, not a curated record